Callorhinchus milii (elephant shark) is the source of this 1419-nucleotide messenger RNA. RefSeq names its product retinal G protein coupled receptor a (gene rgra). Gene Ontology annotation, biological process: G protein-coupled receptor signaling pathway; visual perception; phototransduction. Lineage: Eukaryota; Metazoa; Chordata; Chondrichthyes; Chimaeriformes; Callorhinchidae. The coding region runs from base 43 to 930 and encodes 295 amino acids. Gene Ontology annotation, cellular component: membrane. The transcript has 7 exons. The record is from RefSeq and is a predicted model, not a curated record. Gene Ontology annotation, molecular function: G protein-coupled receptor activity.
GAUAAGGGAGCAGAUUGGGUUGUUGUUGAGCCUGAGAGCAAGAUGGUUACUUCACAUCCAGGACUUGAAGGAUUCACUGAUUUUGAAGUGUUUGGAUUAGGAACUGCAUUAUUAGUGGAAGCUCUUGUUGGACUGCUUCUGAAUGGGUUGACACUUUUAGCUUUUUACAAAAUAAAAGAACUUCGAACACCGAGCAAUCUACUUAUCACCAGCUUGGCUCUGUCUGAUUUUGGCAUUUCCAUGAAUGCGUUUAUUGCAGCUUUCUCAAGUUUUCUAAGGUACUGGCCUUAUGGCUCUGAAGGUUGUCAGACGCAUGGAUUCCAUGGAUUUCUGAUGGCUUUGGCCAGCAUUAAUGCCUGUGCAGCAAUUGCCUGGGAUAGAUACCACCAGAACUGCAGCAGGUCAAGACUGCAAUGGAGCAGUGCUAUAACUGUUACAGUAUUUAUUUGGGGAAUCGCUGCUUUCUGGUCAGCUAUGCCAUUGUUAGGCUGGGGAGUAUACGACUAUGAACCCCUGAGAACUUGCUGUACUUUGGACUACUCUAAAGGUGACAGCAAUUUCAUUUCAUUCUUCAUAAUAAUGGGAUCCUUCGAGUUUAUCUUUCCAAUAUUUAUCAUGCUAUCAUCUUAUCAGUCCUGCAAGAGUAAAUUCAAGAAAACUGGACAAGUCAAGUUUAAUACAGGAUUGCCUGUUAAAACCUUGAUUUUCUGCUGGGGACCUUAUAGUCUGCUAUGUUUCUACGCCACCAUUGAAAAUAUUACCAUCUUAUCUCCAAAACUGAGAAUGAUUCCUGCUGUUCUUGCCAAGACUUCACCCACGAUCAACGCCUUUAUUUAUGUUCUGGGGAAUGAGAAUUACAGAGGAGGACUCUGGUCCUUUCUGACAGGACAAAAAAUGGUACCCAUUGAAAUUGAUGGGAAAGUCAAGUGAAUAAAAUGUCUUUUGCUGAAUGAUCACAAGAACAUGAAAUACAGAAUGAAACAGUCAAUUUGACUUGGUUCCACAUUGGAAGCAUAUCUUAACAUGAAAGACUAAGGAAAGAUCUUAGCAUGAAAGCACUUGUGAUUUACUACGAUAUCUGAAUAGGCAUCUGCAACAUUUGGCUCCAAAUUACCAGAAACCUCAAACAUUUGCAAUAAAUUCCACUGUGGAUUGAUUCUGUUGCAAAUAAGUAUGGUUCUAUAUUUCAUUAAGUCAUCUGGUCAAACUAAUGUGUUGAAUUUCACUGGUCCUUUAACUCUUAAAUUGCCUGUAUAUCUAUGGAAGCUCCCAUCUCUGCAAGCCAACAUUCUGUACAGUUUAUAACAGGUUCUAUUAUGUUGAGAAGAAUACUAAUGUUACAGUAAUAAAGCUGCUCAAAUAGCGUUACUAUUAUUAUGCUAACUCACUAAACUACAAGCCUCAAUAUUUGAAAUAAAA